This is a messenger RNA of Cryptotermes secundus, 1911 nucleotides long. Its product is annotated as GMP reductase 1. The record is from RefSeq and is a predicted model, not a curated record. Gene Ontology annotation, cellular component: GMP reductase complex. Gene Ontology annotation, biological process: nucleotide metabolic process. Gene Ontology annotation, molecular function: GMP reductase activity. The coding region runs from base 105 to 1160 and encodes 351 amino acids. Lineage: Eukaryota; Metazoa; Arthropoda; Insecta; Blattodea; Kalotermitidae. The transcript is spliced from 6 exons.
UCCGUGGUACCUGGUGCAGCGCGUGACGGUUGAAACGUGAGGAGGUGGUUUAACUUUGAUUGAAAGUUUAGGAGGGGAAACGUCUUCACAUUGUUUGGGUCAUUAUGCCAAAUAUUAUUAAUGAAAUUAAAUUGGACUUCAAAGAUGUGUUGUUACGACCGAAGAGGAGCACUUUGCGGAGUAGGGCAGAUGUUGAUUUAUAUAGGGAGAUAACGUUUCGAAAUUCGAAACAAACGUACAAGGGCAUUCCUGUGAUAGCUUCAAAUAUGGAUACAGUUGGAACUUUUGAAAUUGCUAAGGCCCUUGCAAAGCAUGGGCUGUUCACAACUUUGCAUAAGUACUACAGUUUGGAGGAAUGGAAGGACUUUGCAGAAAACAAUCCUGAAUGCCUGCAUUAUGUGGCAGCCAGUUCUGGUACAGGUCAAGGAGACUUUGAGCGUUUAGCACUGAUUCUCAAAGAGAUUCCAGGUGUGACCUACAUCUGCCUAGAUGUCGCCAAUGGUUACUCUCAGCAUUUUGUUGAGUACGUCCGUAAAGUGCGUGCCACCUUUCCCAAUCAUACUAUCAUCGCUGGCAAUGUGGUGACAGGCGAAAUGGUAGAAGAGUUGAUUCUCUCAGGAGCUGAUGUAGUAAAAGUUGGGAUUGGCCCAGGUUCUGUAUGCACUACACGCAUUAAGACAGGUGUUGGCUUCCCACAGCUGAGUGCUGUUCUUGAAUGUGCAGAUGCUGCACAUGGACUGCAGGGACAUAUCAUUUCUGAUGGAGGCUGCACGUGCCCUGGUGAUGUUGCAAAAGCAUUUGGAGCAGGGGCGGAUUUUGUGAUGGCUGGAGGAAUGUUUGCUGGACACGACCAGUGUGGGGGUGAUGUUAUCCAGCGCAAUGGGCGCAAAUUUAAGUUGUUCUAUGGCAUGUCUUCUGCAACAGCCAUGGAAAAACAUGCUGGUAGAGUAGCAGAGUACAGGUCAUCAGAAGGUAAAACAGUGGAGGUUCCAUACAGAGGUGAUGUAGAAGUGACUGUGUUAGACAUCUUGGGUGGAUUGCGCUCAGCUUGCACCUACACAGGUGCUGGUAAACUGAGGGAGCUACCUCGACGUGCCACCUUCAUACGCUGCACCCAGCAAGUAAAUCAGGUUUAUAGUAAUUUUGACCAGGGUGAGUAAGCAUUCACUGACUCAUGUAUUUCUUUGCUAGAUAUUUGUUUCUGCAUUUGAACAGUGAGAUGGUGCUGAGACUGCUGCAUGCCACCUCAGUAGCACAAUCAUUUUUGUCAUAUGGGAAGCAAAAAUUGUGAUUAUGGAGUAGAAUGCUGCUUUACAUUUGAGAAAACAGUACUGGAUUGUAAGGUGUUAUUUCGUAUAAUUGUGAUACAUGUUGCUGUGGCAGCAAAAAUCAGAAUGGUAUAUGAAAUAGUAAAUUACCUCUAAGAAUACAGGGAAUUUUUCUGAAGGUGGUGUAUCAACUUCUGAUUCCCUUGUGAUACUGUAUGUCUUUAAGAUUACUUUCUUUGUAAAGAAAAAUGUGAUAGUGAUUGAUGUAUUUAUCAGCUGAGAAGAAAUUAUUGAGCGAAGUUGUCCACGUUGAAAUCCUGAUCAAAUUUCAGGCUUACCAACAAUAUGUUAGAUUCACCUGCCAUUACUACUUAUUUUAUGUUCACUGUUGGAAAGAGUUAUUGAAAAAAAUCUACGCUUUAACCAUGCUUUGUCUUGCAAGGUCAUUGGAUGAAAUGUAUAUCUUUAUUCAAGCACAUUGUAUUCCUUGAUCUCUUCUGUACCUCACCAAUGUAAGAAUUCUGAAAUGUCUGUAUUCAUUCCUAGUGUUACCAAAACUGCUACUCUGUAUUAGACAUGCUUAUGUAGUAUCAAGCUAUUUCACUCUGCAGUGAAUAAUACAUGAGGCAGUAUAUUUUUCAAA